UGAGCAUGACGGUUGGUGGAUCUUAUGUGGUCCCAAAUCUGUGCGCGGGGAAUUCCUUUAAGACUCGGAGGAGAUGAAUUACGAAUUCGAGCGAGAGACGGGGUUUAUCAAUAGUCAGCCGUCGCUCGCUGAGUGCCUGACAUCUUUUCCCCCUGUCGCUGAUGCAUUUCAAAGUUCAUCAAUCAAGAGCUCGACGCUUUCACGCUCGACACUGAUUCCUCCUCCUUUCGAGCAGACCAUUCCCAGGCUGAACCCGGGCAGCCAUCCUCGCCAGAGCCGCCCAAAGCAGAACCCGAACGGCGUGUGCCCGCUGCCCGCCGCCUCGUUACCCCCGGAGUACCCGUGGAUGAAGGAGAAAAAAGCUUCAAAGAAAAACCAGACCUCAGCUGCAGCCACAACCGACCCUGCACCACUCUACUUCUCUCCGGAAGGUUCGCCGGAGGUUUCUGAUGGUGGCGGAGGUGGCGGUGGCACACGCAGACUGAGAACGGCCUACACCAACACACAGCUGCUGGAGCUCGAGAAAGAGUUCCACUUCAACAAGUACCUGUGCCGACCACGGAGGGUAGAGAUCGCCGCGUUGCUGGACCUCACGGAGAGGCAAGUAAAAGUUUGGUUUCAGAACCGGCGCAUGAAGCAUAAGCGCCAGACGCAGUGCAAGGAGAACCAGAACGGCGAGACGAGAGCUACGAGCCUGGAGGAAAACACAGCCCAUGGCAAGGUUUUUUACGAACAAUCAGGAACGAACGCCGUUUCCGGGGCUCUCUUGGAGAACGAGAGUUACGCGUUCCAGCAGAACACUACGCAAAAUGGACACAAUGGAGACUCUCCAAGCUCUACUGUUUCGCCCCUGAACAGCAAUGACAAAAAUCUGAAACAUUUUCCCAACCCGUCACCCACUGUUCCCGUGUGCGCCCCUACAAUGGCUAUGGACGGCGCAGCUGCUAGGGACAAUAGCACUUCCCCAGGCCUGGACGGCCCCAUGCACGACUUUCACGUUUUCUCCACAGAUUCCUGCCUGCAUCUUUCAGAUGCCAUCUCUCCGAGUGUGUCUGAGACGGUGGACAGCCCCAUGGGUUUAGGAACGGACUCAUUUGAUUUCUUCUCGGAGACGCUGACGACGAUCGACUUACAACAUUUGAAUUACUAACAAUUUUUGAACACAAGGGAGCCCCGUUAUCUUUCUCUACGUUGACGGAUGGUCAGUCUGUUUUAAUUAUAACGUUUGAAAAUUAGGCCUAGACCAUUAGCCUUCGAAGGGUUAAGUUUAAUAUGAGUGAUUGAAUGAUUAUUUGUGUUUACAACGCAAAAAAACAAACAAAAAAGAGUGAUAUUUUUCGUUUUAUUUUUGUAUAAUCUUUGCGGCUGUGUGCCAUAUUUUCUUAAAAUAAACUUUUUACAUUGCUGAAGAUAAAGCGAGGCCGCUGUGUUGCACAAUUUUUGUAAUACUUUGCUCCGCGCUAAAAUGAAAUUAAUUCUAAUAAACAAACAAAGAAACAAAAAAAAUCAUAUAAUAAUGAGAAACAAAAUGUAGUUAUAUGCUGUGGCAUAAGGUGAUAUUCGGUCUAGUGCGAUUUAAAAAAAAAAUCUAUUUUCUAACAGAAAUAUCUUUUGUUUCGGAAGAACCCAGAAUUUCUGAAGUGCCAUAAAUAUUAAAUAUUGUUGUGUAUGUACAUAUAAAAUCUCUGUAACACAAUGAAUGUUAACAAAUGUAAGCUUAUUGUAAAUAACCACCACAUGGGCUACAUAGUUUAAUAGAAGCUAAAUACAGGCAGAAUAUAAAAUGUCUCUUUUUUAAUAACCAACAUUUUACAAAAAUGUUAGCAGCCUUCGGCCUAAACUGUUGCAUAUUAGAUUCCAUUAGGCCUACAUGUGCAUCAAAAUAACAACAAAAAAAAAAAAAAAAAACCACAAAAUAAAUAAAUAAAUAAAACCGUAAGUCAUGAAAGAGAUGUAUGUCCAUGCUGGUGCAUGGCCGAGAAAACAAACUCGCUGUAUCGGAAAACAUGGGUAGGUCCCUGUCCAAAAGCUGUAGCGUUCAAGAGUUUAGCAAUUAAAUUUUAUAGCCUAUUAAACCUUCGACAGCGGGGUUAGUGUUGAAGCCGCAGUACGAGUAAUUCAAUCUGGAGCUGGACGGUCACUAAACUCUACUCACUUUAGUCACUUUAGUCACUAGAAGAAAAUUAAACUUGUUUUAGGUUCUAUUCGGGAACAAAAUGUUAUUUAUUUAUUUAUUUAUUUAUUUAAAUUCAUACGUGAUUAGAAGUUUAUUUUAUUAACCAUAGGU
Messenger RNA from Tachysurus vachellii, 2287 nucleotides. RefSeq names its product homeobox A2b (gene hoxa2b). The record is from RefSeq and is a predicted model, not a curated record. The coding region runs from base 74 to 1150 and encodes 358 amino acids. Lineage: Eukaryota; Metazoa; Chordata; Actinopteri; Siluriformes; Bagridae. Gene Ontology annotation, biological process: regulation of DNA-templated transcription. Gene Ontology annotation, molecular function: DNA-binding transcription factor activity, RNA polymerase II-specific; DNA binding. The transcript is spliced from 3 exons.